Messenger RNA from Didymosphaeria variabile, 1095 nucleotides. It is a transcript of the gene SGT1, whose product is annotated as Cochaperone protein. Gene Ontology annotation, molecular function: protein-folding chaperone binding. The record is from RefSeq and is a predicted model, not a curated record. Lineage: Eukaryota; Fungi; Ascomycota; Dothideomycetes; Pleosporales; Didymosphaeriaceae. The coding region runs from base 1 to 1095 and encodes 364 amino acids. The transcript is spliced from 2 exons. Gene Ontology annotation, biological process: protein stabilization.
AUGGAUCAAGCAGUCCGCGGCGCUGCUGCGCUCUCUGCCAGCAAGUAUGACGAAGCUAUCGAGCACUACACCAAAGCAAUAGAACAAAACCCCUCCGCUGUCGACUACUACGUCAAGCGCUCCACGGCCUACCAACGAUCGUCGAAAUAUACCGAAGCCCUCACAGAUGCCGAGAAGGCGGUCGUUCUCGCCCACAAGCGCGCGCGGCGCGAGCUCAUCAAAGAUUCUCAGUUGCGACGAGGAAUAGCGCUCUUCUUCCUGGGGCAAUAUGCGAACGCGAAAUAUGUAUUCGACAUUGUGAAGGGAAUCGAUGAGAAAGAGAAAACCUUGGCCAUCUGGGAGUCCAAGAUUGCGAUCAAGAUGAAGGAUCUUCCGGAGGGCGAUGAACAAAGAAGGAUUACGGCCAAGUCAGUUCCCGAUGUCGAUGUCGAUACGACUCCAGUGCCAACGAAGAAAGGCAAGGAACCUGCAGGGACGCCCUCCGACGCGCAGUCGCGACUAGCAGCAAACGGGAGCUCGAGCUCUCCUGCGCCAGCAACGCCAACUGAGAAGCCAAAGCACGACUGGUACCAGAACAACGAGCAAGUCACGUUCACACUGAUGGCAAAGAACGUGCCGAAAGACAAGGCCACUGUGAACAUUGAGAAGGAUUCCUCGACUUACCGCAUUACGCCUACCAAAAUCGAGGUCGUCCUGAAGAAGGCUACACCAGGCGUGAAGUGGAAGGCUCUUGAAGGCGAACUAAAGAGCGAGCCAAAAUUAUCCGAAGGAGAUGGAGCCGCGGAGAUAGUCACCGAUCGCACAAAGAAGACAACUGAGGCCGGACCCUCAUAUCCCACAUCGUCGAAAAAGGGCGCCAAGAACUGGGACAAAGUGGCUGCGGAAGAUUUGGGCGAAGAGGACGACUAUGAAGGCGAUGAGACCUCUCGGUUCUUCAAGCAGCUCUACAAAGGCGCCGGCGAAGAUGCACAGCGGGCUAUGAUGAAGAGCUACCAAGAGAGUGGCGGCACCGUUUUAAGUACCGACUGGAGCAGCGUGGGCAAUAAGUACAUCGCGCCUGAGCCUCCGGAGGGCAUGGAGGCGAAGAAGUACUGA